AUGUACUCGUCGUGGCAACAGCGGCACCAACAGGGCGGUAAAAAUAACCACAACAGAAAGCAUCCAUCCGCUCAGAAUAUAAUUAAUGGGUCAAUAACUUUUGGAGAGGAAACCAAAAACGUGGAUAUGACGGAGGUGCCCGUCCCUAAGGUUACCGUGGGUCUCGCUGGUGGGGAGCAAAAGCGAGCCCAACCACAUGGGCCGACAAAAUCUUUCGACACCAUCUCUGAUCUCCGCUCACACGUGAUAUCUUUGGUCCAGUCGGGGAGACUCCCGGGUGACAGUCUUGAAGUACUUAAGGUGAUGCUUCGCCACCCCCCUCGGGGAGGAAAGUUGGAUAUUUGCCGUCCUGCAAGACAGGAAAAGCCGUUCUCGGUCAAUACCCCGUCUGUACAAAGAGCGAAUGUGGCACAGCGGAAGAAUCGCGAUCAGCUAUCGCAGGAGUUGUGCUCCAUGGGAACUGCAUUCUUUGGAUAUCCUCAGCCGCCGUUAUUCGGGGGGCCCGCGGGGAUGUUCUCAACCUACGGAGGCUACCAAACCCACAUGGGACAGGAGCAUUCAAAUCUGGAUGGCUUCAAUCUGUGUGCCAUACCCGGUACAGAUGGGGUCUAUCCAACAGGAAGCGGCCCGGAUCCGUUUAUAUUUGGGGACCAACAGGAGCAAGCGCCAUGGAUGUAUGAUUUAGAAGGCGAUGCUUUCGCGUGUUACGAUGCGUUUGUGCCCAUGUACGGUGUUGUUGGACAGGAUGCUGUAUGGGGGCUCAAAAACGACGUGGAUACCAGCGAUGACGGGGAUGAUGUCACGGGCAUGUUGCACGAUGUUCGUGAGGCUGCGCAGAUCGGACUAACACCGCGGGAGCUGCGCCUUGGGGGCUUCGACGGGGAUGGCAAUCUCCCGUUUCCGUUCGCCGGUGCAGCAUAUGGUGCCCAAGAACCCAAUAACAGUAGCAUUUCGAAUGCCACAUCGACUCCCGUGCCAUCAGUUACAAUAAGUCAUUCUGAGCGCGAGAAACUCCGGUCGCUUCAACAGGCUUUCCUCGCACACGUGCGUCAAACGAGCUCACCCCACUGCAAAUCCCCCGGUGUGUCCCCGCCGGGGACCUGGUGCGCCCUUGUGGGGGGCAAUGGGCCGUGGGGUGCGAGAACUCAGGAUGGAUCGCAGGAUGUGGGGGAAGAAGAGGAGGAUAGCUUUUGGUACCCUCCUAACCGUACGCUCUUUUCGUAUCACACUGAUUUUUCUGAGGCAAUGGAUGACAAGGGAGCACCCGGCUCGACUGUGUGCGGUGUAACGGCGAAGGCCAUCGCUUCGAUGACGAACAGCCCACGUGGAGGACGUGGCCCUGACGGGUUGUUGCGGGACGCGCAUUUGUCGACGAUAUUUUUGGGGACGGAGGGCGAGACUGCAGAGGAAUUAUUAUACCAGUGGACACCUGUCGAUGACGGAUCUAAAAUGGGGCCAUCAGACGAAGCAACACCAACAUGUGUGCCGUCCGCCCGCUUUUGCGAAACUGCCGGUAGUGGUGUUGCAGCUGGCCUUUCUGCAUCUAACUUUUGUGCUACAUUAUCCCCAGUGCAAGUUACGCUUCAAAAAGGACAGGCGGUGGGGUAUUUGCAUCUCCCUUUGACACCUGCGGGUAGUGGCCUUUCGACUCACGCUUCGCUUUCACCAACAGGCGUCACACCAGUAGGCAGCGAGGAGGUGAAUGCGACCCCCAAGUUAUCAGAUUGUGUGAGGCAUCACAGAUCAUCCUUCACACCCCAAGAUUUGAGUGUGUCUGCCGCGUACUUCAUAUGA
Trypanosoma brucei brucei TREU927 is the source of this 1794-nucleotide messenger RNA. RefSeq lists its product as hypothetical. The coding region runs from base 1 to 1794 and encodes 597 amino acids. Lineage: Eukaryota; Euglenozoa; Kinetoplastea; Trypanosomatida; Trypanosomatidae. The transcript has a single exon. The record is from RefSeq and is a predicted model, not a curated record.